Messenger RNA from Coccinella septempunctata (seven-spotted ladybird), 736 nucleotides. Its product is annotated as glycine-rich cell wall structural protein 1.8-like. Bases 136 to 600 code for a protein of 154 amino acids. The record is from RefSeq and is a predicted model, not a curated record. Lineage: Eukaryota; Metazoa; Arthropoda; Insecta; Coleoptera; Coccinellidae. The transcript has 2 exons.
AUAGAAUCGAAUAACUAGAAACUAAUACUUUUACAUUUAUAUUCGGCAGCGCAAUCAGUGUAUUUUCACAAAAAGAUCAGUUGAAGGUGUAGGUAUGCAUGUUUGGAGAGGAUAGCAAUAAUUUUUUACUUCUCCAUGGUUGAUCACACAGUUCACGCAUCACAAAAGGGACUUUUGUUGAGGGUUAUUACUCUCAUGGCCGCAUUGCUAGGCUCUGUACUUAGUGACUGCCGUGGGGGAAGUAAUGGUAUUCACGAAAUCAAUGACUGCGAGGGAACGUUUUAUGCGGGCAGUGGUGGAAUUUAUCAUUUCACCAAUGGACCCAAAGGAUUUGUUGGAGGUAGUGGUGGAAUUUACAGUGGAGAGGCUGGCGGAGAUGAAUUUACAGCAGGUCAGUCAGGUGUUUACAAUCUUCAAAAUACUAGAGGCAAACAUCGAAAUGGACAAGGAGUUGUUAAAGGGGGUUCAGGAGGUGUGUACCAUUUACCACAUGGCUAUGGAACAGUGACUGGUGCUAGUGGUGGUGUCUUUUAUGGAGAUGCUGGGGGAAAAGGAAUGGUUGAUGGUUCUGGGGGGAGUUUCACUGUAAGGUCAGAUUAGUAGAGUGGUAGUGACAAUCGAAGAUAAAAUAAAGGGCUCCGGUAUUGAUGAUAUCAUGGGAGCCAUCCUUUUUCAUUUUUAUAUCUUUGUAUAUCCCUAUUAUUUUUCAUAGUUGAAUAAAAAUAUUUCGAAGAAA